Messenger RNA from Frankliniella occidentalis (western flower thrips), 1708 nucleotides. RefSeq names its product cytochrome P450 6a22-like. NCBI's taxonomy places the organism in Eukaryota, Metazoa, Arthropoda, Insecta, Thysanoptera, Thripidae. Gene Ontology annotation, molecular function: heme binding; monooxygenase activity; oxidoreductase activity, acting on paired donors, with incorporation or reduction of molecular oxygen. The transcript has a single exon. The record is from RefSeq and is a predicted model, not a curated record. The coding region runs from base 24 to 1559 and encodes 511 amino acids.
GCGCUGACCGCUCAGCCGCGGCCAUGGACGCGCUGCUCUCCCAGUUGCCGGCCGCGGCCUGCCUUCUCCUCGUCGUGGUCAUCUACCUGUUCUACCGCAAGCGCUACUCCUUCUGGCGGGAGCGCGGCGUGCCGGGCGUCAAGCCCCGCUUCCCCUUCGGCAACUUCGCCGCGGUCGCGCUGAGCCGCGCCAACCUCCUGCAGGUCAUCUACAACCUGGCGGCCGCCCACCGCAGGGUCGGCUACUGCGGCGCCUUCAUCUGGCACACGCCCGUGCUCCUCGUGUGGGAGCCCGAGAUGAUCAAGCAGGUCCUGAGCACGGACUUCGGCAGCUUCCACGACCGCGGGCGGCGCGUCGACGAGGCGGACCCGCUGAGCCAGACGCUGUUCAACAUGAGCGGGCAGAGGUGGAAGAACCUCAGGAGCAGGCUCACGCCCGCCUUCUCGUCGGGCAGGGUCAGGAACAUGCUCCCGCUGAUGCUCGACAUCGGCCGGGAGCUCGUCCGCCAGACGGCCCUGGAGGCCAGGAGGAGCCCGCAGCACACCCGCGAGGUGGACAUGGGCCUGCUGCUGUCGCACUUCGCCACGGACGUGAUCGGCUCGGUGGCGUUUGGCAUCCAGUGCAACACGCUCUGCAGCCAGGAAAACAACGCGUUCCUCGCCAUGUCCAAGAGACCCUUCAAGCAGUCGCCCCUCAGACUGCUCCGCCAGGGGCUCAACGCCAUCCACCCGAAGCUGGGCGCGCUCUUGCCCAUCAAGACGGUCUUCUCGGACGUGCACAACUUCUUCAUCAACCUGAUGAGGGACACGGUGGAGCAGCGCGAGCGGCACAAGGUGGUGCGCAACGACUUCGUGCAGCUCAUGCUGCAGGCGCGCUCGGCCGAGCUGGCCGACGCCGCCGACGCGGACCCGGAGCACCACGUCGAGCUCACGCCCGAGGUGAUGGCGGCGCAGGGCUUCAACUUCUUCAUCGCGGGCCUCGACACCUUCGCGAACACGGUCGGCUUCACCCUCAACAGGCUGGCCGGCGACGAGGAGCUGCAGGAGCGGGUGGCGGCCGAGGUGCAGGAGGUGGCCGCCACGCACGGCGGCGAGCUGUCGUACGACGCGCUGCAAGACAUGGACCUGGUGAGGCGCGUGGUGCUGGAGGGCCUCCGCCUCUGGUCGCCGCAGGCCGUGUUCCUGCGCACCUGCACCGCCACCACGCGCGUGGGCGAGCUGACCGUCGAGAAGGGCCGGGGCGUCCUGGUCGUGGGCAGCGUCAACAACAUGGACGAGGACAUCUUCCCGGAGCCCGCGCGCUUCGACCCGGACCGGCACACGGCCGCGAACAGGAACAACAGACACCCCUACGCCUUCCUGCCCUUCGGCGAGGGCCCGCGCGCCUGCAUCGCGGAACGCUUUGCCCUCCUGGAGAUGCAGCUGGCGCUGGCGGCCCUCCUCCGGGACCUGCGCUUCUCGCCCGGCCCAAACUACGAGAGGGAGGUCCAGCUCGACACGAGGAGUAUAUUCCACUCUCCAAAGAACGGCUUCCUCCUCAAAGUCGACCCGCGGAAUUAGACAUUAGACUAUGCGCGACGCUGUUCGGGUUUAUCUAGGAACUAAAGUUGUUGAUUCACGCUGUCAACGCGGAAUAAAUUUGUAAGAGUUGACGUAAGUAAAUCUGUAGUUUGCUCUUAAGCUGCAUCCAAUCGUGCUCCAUCACUCUU